Molecule: messenger RNA, 724 nt
Organism: Hemibagrus wyckioides
Lineage: Eukaryota; Metazoa; Chordata; Actinopteri; Siluriformes; Bagridae
Exons: 4
Coding region: 62-547 (161 amino acids)
Cellular component (GO): endoplasmic reticulum
Molecular function (GO): protein-folding chaperone binding; misfolded protein binding
Source: RefSeq, a predicted model, not a curated record
CUGUCCGGAGGAGGAACUACACCUCAGCUCACCUCAGCACAGCACGUGAAAAAGGUAUUCGAUGGCUCAGGCAGUCAGUGUGAGUGUCCUGCUGCUGUCCUGUGUGUGUGUAUGUGUGUGUUUGACUGAUUAUUACUCAGUGUUAGGAGUUCCUCGCUCUGCCUCAGAGAGAGAGAUAAAGAAGGCUUUCCACCAGCUGGCCAGGAAGCUCCAUCCGGACAGGAACCACAGCCCAGAUGCUCACCACCUCUUCACACAGCUUGCACAGGCCUAUGAGGUGCUGUCUAACCGAGAGAGGCGGAGAAUCUACGACCAACACGGCAAGCAGGACUUCCCUGAUGACCAGCAUGGUUCCUAUGGUAACAGCGAUUUCCUGGCAUUCAGGCUGCAUGAGCUCUUGGACCUGCUGCGGAUGGAGGACGAUUUCACGACAUGGGAAGAUGAAGGUCUGGGUCAGGGGUGGAGCUUUACUGUGUGGGAUGAAGCUGAGGAUGAGGAUGGGACAGAAAACCGGAAGUUGCUUCAGUGCGAGGGCGGAGCUUGUUAGAGAUCUCUCUCUCUCGCUCUCUCUUUCUCUCUCUCUGAGACAUGGAUGGUGAGUGGAAGCGUGUAGCAGUGCCGCUGCUCUGUGCUGCCGGUGUGAGUGUUUUACUGCUGAAAUGGAGAGAACAGCAGAAGGUGAAGAGGAAACUGCAGAGAGCCAGAGAGAAGAGAGAGAAGGAGA